AUGCAUGACGAAAAUGGAAAUUUGGUAUCUAUUAACGGAAUUCUCUAUGUGCUUGAUGAGCCUCGAAUUUUGAUUUGCCUUCUAUGUAGGCAUGCUGUCCGACCUGGGAGAGGCAUUAAAGCCUAUUUUCGAAAUAUGCAUAAAUAUACUGGAAAUAAGCUUAAGGCGGUGCUAUCGUUCUGCGGUAAUUAA
Fusarium redolens is the source of this 192-nucleotide messenger RNA. RefSeq lists its product as uncharacterized. The coding region runs from base 1 to 192 and encodes 63 amino acids. Lineage: Eukaryota; Fungi; Ascomycota; Sordariomycetes; Hypocreales; Nectriaceae. The record is from RefSeq and is a predicted model, not a curated record. The transcript has a single exon.